Danio rerio (zebrafish) is the source of this 1110-nucleotide messenger RNA. It is a transcript of the gene tmem130, whose product is annotated as transmembrane protein 130. Lineage: Eukaryota; Metazoa; Chordata; Actinopteri; Cypriniformes; Danionidae. The record is from RefSeq and is marked provisional.
ACAAGCUGUUUAUUUGGAGAUCUGUGCUGAAGAGUCCACAUGGACUGGAUCCGGAGUGUUCUGGUUCACACCUUUCUCUCACUGAUUUCCUCUCUUGCCUUUGGGAUACCAGAAGAAUCCCCUCAUCAUCAGUUAUCUGGAAAUGUCAAAGGAAAGCUUAUUUUCCAUCAGAUGGAAGGGAAUUCAACAUACUUGCGCAAAACAGGGAAUCUGGCAUCUUACACUAAAACAGUGGUUUCAUUUGAACUCUAUGACCCGAGGCAUAUCCUGCGCUCUGUCUCUUUUACAUACACAUGGGAUUUGGGCAAUGGGGAAGUGCAUAAAGGCCCAGAGCCUUUUGUGAAGUUUUACUACGCCUUACCAGGGAACUACACGUUAAAACUGAGCAUUGAAACAGAUGCACCUCAGCAUUCCAGGAUGACAGGCCUGUACUCGGUAGAUCUGACUGUAUUAGAUGCUAUUAGAUACGUUGAUCUGAUAGGACCUGUGAUUUAUAACGUCGACCAAAACAGCAGACUGUCCUUUGAGGUUGGAGGAAGCCCUCCGGUUUGGCUGUGCUGGAGAGUUUUGCCUGAUUGCCACACACCCAAUCCAGCUUCCUGCAGUUUAGUCCAGAUCUAUGAAAACACUUUCUGUCUGAACUACACUUUCACAUCUGUAGGAACGCACUGCUUAGACCUGAGUGUGAAAAAUAACAUCAGCAGCCUCCAGACAUUCUACAGCAUCUAUGUGCAAAGCGGUCAUGUAAGUCUCUUCUUCCUAUUGCCCUGCGCUGCAGUGAUUGUUGCGACCCUCAUAUUUAUCUUUGUGACCGUGUGUCGUCCACGCCAGCGGUCUCUCAUGUGUAAGGGAGAUUAUGUCUCCUUCACAGACAUCGAACUGCGUGCAAAGGAUGCCACCGUCCCUUUGCAGAGCAAUUCUUCUGCAUCUAAGACAAAUGAAACCCAGCUUCUGCUUUAUCAGCAAGGGCCUUCCUACAACCCAGAAUCCUGUUAGUCUCACACAAGAUGUAUUCAUUAAAACAGAUCUUUCAUUGCAUUAUUUUGCUGUAUGGUCUAACUUUUUAUAUUUGACACAAACAAGCAUUGUGAAUAAACACAAAAUAGAACC